AAUUAAGUUCAACUCGUGCCCAACACUGGCCUAAAGGCACAGCCUCAUAUAAUAUUAUGAUACUGUGGCAACUGCGGUUAAGUAGAGUUCCCUCGUUUAACAGAACCUCCUCAGUCUGUUAUAAAAACUAUGAUGUCUGAUCAACAUCACAAAAUCCUUAUCAGAACAGAAGUUUAUGAUGUCAUAAAAAGUUUAGACACUGCCACCGAUGCUUUGAACAUCAAACAGAAGCUUCAACACCUGUUUAUCCUCCUUCCCACCCAAGACACACCCGAAAACUCAUGGCUUCCAGAAGCGCUGCUUCCUAAAGCCCGGGAAGAAUUCCAACAUUUCCAUUAUGCUCAUUUCCUAAGUGUACUUAGUGAUCAUUUCUGUGUGGACUGGAGUCGGAAGCUAAGCAAGAAGGAGUGGACAGACUAUGUGGAUGUGUUCUUCCUUGAUGGCUGGCCUCUGAAUUCCUUCAUGUAUCUCUGCCAUGCUCUUCCACAAUCUAAACCCAGUUUUAAACAAGACAAGUGUGUUUUUCUACUCACAGAGUUGAUUCAUAGGCACAAAUUUGAGGAGAUAAUCUGGCAACAGUGCUUUGUGCCAAAAGGUCAUGCUGAGGAUGUUAAACGACAGACUGAAUGGGAGGGCGCUAUAACAUUGAUCAUUUCCUUGCCAGACAGAGUUGCAAACAAAUUACAGAAACGACUUGGACCUAGACUGUUGCCUCAGCCAUAUUUUACCAUCCUUGCAAGAGACAUAUUGAAUGUUCUAAUAAAAGUACAACAGAAUUUACAAGAUGGAGAGAGUUUAUCUAUCACAUUUUUGGGUCUUCUGAUUGGACGGAUUUGUCAAAGUGGUCACACAGAUACACUACUGGAUGUUAUACUGCCCUCAUUAGUUGAACUUUCCGAUGAUAGCCUCAUAUGGCAGAGAAUAUGUGAACAGCUGUUCUUACAUGUUCCUGACAGGUGUUUGGAAAAGCUUGUGGUGGGAGUUUUGAAGAAGACUCCUUGGUUUGGGUUCCUUGGCAACAUGUUAGGAGAUGCUGUAACCAAGAGCAACACACUGCAGACACUUCUAACCAAGAAGCUUCUUCUAAUGAGGCAUUACCCUGAAGACUUGUUUCUGCAAAAUAUCUUUGGUUAUUUAGCUGGCUCAGAAAAAAGAAGGAAGUUGCUACCAAAGAUUUUGAAAUCUUUGCUAGAGACGUGGUCGGAUGGGAGUUCAGUGAAGCAUACAUCUUAUGAUCAACAUCUCUACAUCUCAAAAGCUGUCGUCAUUGCCAUUGGUCACCUUAAUCAAACUGAAAUCUGCAAAAAUAAAGAUGAUUAUUUGAAGUUUCUGAUGGAUGGUAUGAAACACCACCUUCAGUCUCCGAUCCCAAACAUGCGUCAACUUGGUAUGAUGUUGGCCGAAACGCUUACUAAGCAGCUUGAUUCAUCCGGGCACCACUCCCUAAAAUUUGAGUACGAAGAGAAUGCUGAAACUGAAGCGUUUAAAUCGCUACUUCACCCACCGAAAAAACCCAGUAAAGAAGAUACUCAAAAAUUUUUGCCAAAACUAAAAGAAGUUGUACAAAGUGACUUUGGUUCUAAAAAAAGGGACACUGAAGUCCUGCCAACAACCCAUACAGCAGAGGAAGAAGAGUUAGAUAGUGAUGACGACCUGGAGCCAUAUGAUAUGUCUUGUGACACGCCAGUGAAGUCUGUGAAGACACCUGUGUACAUACGAGACUGCAUGGCAGGGCUCAUUUCAAAUGACAAACCAGACUUGUUUGAAGCGUCUUUGGAAGUGGCUGCUAACUUAGUUACCAUUGCACCAGACUUUAAAGAGGUGUGUGUGGAGUAUAUGAAGAUUCUGUUAUCUGUUGAAGACAGAUUCAGUACAACAAACUUCGCUCAGCUUCGACAUUCUGCUAUAGUGGCAGCGGCUGUCAGAGCCCCUCAAUUGGCAGCUGGUGUUCUUACUCAAGAAUUUUAUGAUAGGAAUUACAACAUCAAACAGAGGCUAGACAUGCUCGAGGUUCUGGCUGAUGCAUCUCAACAGCUAUCAAAGCCUCUCUCUGGAGAAAAGAAAUCACAACUAGACAAACCAACCCAAGUCGCUAUGGAAACUGAUAAAGGUUUGGUGAAAGCAGAGCAUUGGAAAGAUAUUGUACAAAGACGAAUUGAUAGUAAAACGAGAAGAUUUGGCAAGGGACCAAGAAAACCUGCAAUGAAACCAACUGAAAAUAGAUUUGCUGAGUUUGCUGGGCACUUUUUCUUCCCGCUCAUUAGGCAUUAUGACAACUCUAUGAAUACAAUGGACAUGCUUGGGGAUGACUUUCUUUUGCUGGGUCGUCUGCUCUUCACACUCGGCAUCAUUGUAGCGUCGGCCGAGAAUGCACCUGUACUAAGACAGAUGGCCAAGAGUAUGUUGGAGCUAAUAUGGGUGCUAAGGUACCACACGGAACCAUUUGUGCGCCGUGGAUUGCUCUUCUCACUUUCCAUGGUGCUACUGACAGUGCCAUCCUUCAUCCUUGUUUCAGAGAUGCAGGAUGAACUAAUGGAAUGCAGAUAUUGGCUUCAGGAUAUCUUGUGUAAAGAUACUGAUGUUGAGAGCUGUAAACUGGCAGCCAAGGCCGGAGAACUGUUAGAUUACAAUAUGCAAAAGGAAUUAGUGCAUGACCAUUCAAGUGAGGGAUGAAAUCUAAUGAUGGAGCAGCAAGCAUUGAAAAUAUUGCAAUUGUUGUUGAUGGCAUCCUUGAAUAGAAUGCAGGGAGGACAAGCAGAGAGCAGAGACUAGGACAGCAAUGCUACCAGACAUAGAUGUUGCAUGCAAAAUAAUGCAAUUGUUGUGGUGGAUGGUAUCCUCGAAGGAAAUGCAGGGAGGAUGGGCAGAGACUAAAACAGCAAUGCUACCAGACGUUGAUGUUGCAUUGAAAAUAAUGCAAUUUUUGUGGAUGGUAUUCUACAGGCUGUGGUGACCUAAAGAUUUCAAAGGAAAUAAUAAAUGGUCAACUUAUAGAGUACAUAUUGUUGGAACCUCUAUGCGCUUAACGGACCUAAGAAAGUAAUACUUAAAACCAAAACCUUAAAAUGGAGGUAAAACUAUCCCCGCUGGACAGCAUCCCAGUAUUUCCAAAUAAAGGUUUCGGGUGAAACUUGAAAUUGUUUAGAAAUGUUUUCAAACGGGACUUAAAUAAUUAAACAGAACUGACAUCUUUAUUGAGUCAGGUAAGCGGUUCCAUAAUUUCAAGGAUCACGUACUGUAAGUGGUUCAGUAAGUGUCUGUCCCACAAGGAGGUUCUUCGAUGCGGAGUUUUGGGUGGUAUUCUGCUAUCAGAUCCAAUAAGUACUUUGGUAGGACAAGCAUAGACUGUAUCCUUUAAAAGAAUGUAGAGAGGAUAAUGAUCAUCCACUUGAGAAACCCACAUCCCACGUAAACAUAGUCUUGCAUUUUUGUGGGACAUGUGCAUAUUCCCGGACCCUAACUUGUUCUAAUUGGUCGGAUGCACUGGAAAGGUCGAUUUGAUUAUGGCAGUUAAAUUGCUGUAUGUAUGUGCAUGGUGAAAUGAAACACACUUCUAAGCCAAUAAACAGACACCAUAAACAUGUAUGUAUUUACUGACCAUUCAUAAGAAUUUUAAUAUAAAAUAAUGUCAUGUAAUACUGAUAUACAAUGUCAAACAAGGUCAUAGGUCAAGAAAACAAAAAAAUUAAGAUUGUGAGUCACAGUUCUGUUGAAUGCACAAUGUUAUAUUUAUUGUUCAUCGAACGGUUUGAAGACUACUAAUUUGGUGUGUAGAUUUUUACUGCUUUGUCAUUACUGUAAAAGCACCAUUUGCACAAAAGCUCUAAAAGCACUAUUUGCACAAAAGCUCUAAAAGCACAUGUACGUAUGUACUGUCCAAAAUAUCUGGCCUGGAUCUUUCAAUCUUGUUUUUGAGCAUGUUCAAUUGCCAGUACAAUAUUGUAUAUUUGUCCUGUCGUGCACUCCCGAAUGUAAUCUGUUAUGUUUGCUGUCAGUACUAUGAGGUAAGAUUUAUACUUGAAAGAAUUUCAUCUAGUCUUUAGUUGAAUUAGUAUACUGUAAAAAAUGUUAAAAUUAUUAACUUUAGUCUAUAUAUUGAAGAACUAUUUACAGCAUACUAAGAUUUAUACUGAUAUUUUUUUGAUGCAAACCAAGUUUGAUAAAUCUAGCAAUACAAUGAAUCAAUUAUUCAAAUCCUAAUUAAAAUAUAAGAAAAUUGCAGCAGGCUAGAAUACGCAAUUCCAUCAUAUAGAGUGACAAUAUACAAUGGGCAUGGGCGUAGGCUGGGGUGCAGAUGUUCUCCAAUGAUGGCAAACUAGUUUUGUUAACUGGGUUAUGAACAUGGGCACAGAUCAUGGGGACGAGGACACGUCCCCCACUUUUUGACCAUAAUGUAAUUUCAUGAGUCAAGAAGAUGCCUGAAAAUUGUUGAAAUAAACUGCAUAAAUGACCCAGGUUUUAACAAAAGAGCACUGUACAUGAUGACAAAUUUUACUAGAGAGCAUGAUAUCCGGCCACCUAGAGGUACUAUUUCCUAAAAAAUUUUCAAGUCUCAGUCCCAACCAGGGCUGAGGAAGGUGUGGCCUCAGACUGCCACCACCUUUUAAAACAUCUGCACCAUUGGUUAUGAAAACAAAAAAAUUCAUUGGAAUAGGAAUUUAGCUCCACAUUCUCAAUUUUCACACACACACACAC
Molecule: messenger RNA, 4695 nt
Organism: Anneissia japonica
Lineage: Eukaryota; Metazoa; Echinodermata; Crinoidea; Comatulida; Comatulidae
Product: telomere length regulation protein TEL2 homolog
Exons: 21
Coding region: 130-2673 (847 amino acids)
Biological process (GO): telomere maintenance via telomerase; protein stabilization
Cellular component (GO): cytosol
Molecular function (GO): telomeric repeat DNA binding; Hsp90 protein binding
Source: RefSeq, a predicted model, not a curated record